AUUUUGUGUUUCUGGCAAAGGAGGCAGAGAAUUUUUCUACAGCCUUUUUGUUGUAAAAAUUUUAAUUCACGCUCAUUGAACGGACUUUGGGAAAUGAGAAUCCUUUAAGUAUAUCUUGGUCCUCCCAGCAACGUACAAUACAUUAGCGUAAUAUGGAUUCCCGUUACGGUCGAAGCUUCUCAGGAGGCGGUGGCAAUGGAAAUGUCGGUGGAGGCGGUGGUGGCGGCGUUGGCGGCGGAAACCACGGCGGGGGCCAAUACAGACGCUACAGUCGAUCCCGGUCACGUUCACGCGAACGGAACCGAGAGCACGGGGGCUACAGACGCCACAAUUCACGUUCGCGCAGCCGCGAGCGUUCCUCGAAUUACAAUAGACAUGCCGGCGGCAGCGGCAGUGGCAGUCAGGACAAGGAUCUCUAUCGCGACCUGAUCGACGACGACUACCAAGAGGAGCGCAAUUACAACUCGCGCAAUAACUCUGACAAUCGUCAGCACCGAGGCGAGGACAACUACGACCGGCGCGAGGAUAACUAUGAUAGCAACCGCGACCACCGCUGGAAGAACUAUGAGCGCCAGUCGCGGGAACGCAACUCCGACUAUGAUCGGGGGAAUGAGCGCAACAAUCGGGGCGCUGACUAUCGGCAUCAUAAUAAUGGAAACAAUGGGAACAACAGCGCCCAACCGAACAGGGAGCGCGACAGGGAAAGGGACCGCGAGAGACGCUACUCCUCCGACGACGAUAGCGAUGUGACCGACGAGAGCCAGUAUCGUCGCAAGCAUCACAGGACCUGCAACGAAGCGCAAAACAAUAUCAUCCUCUUCGGUCUUCAGAAGCACGUUACCGAGGCAGACAUCAUGGGCGAGCUGAUCAAAGUGAAUAUGGAGCCCACUUCUAUACGAGUGAUGAGGAAGCAGCCUACAGGUGCCUCACGCUGUUUCGCAUUUGUCGAGUUUAAAACCGUCGAGGAAUCGAGACAAUGGAUGGAAAUAACUAAGGGCUUUCUCCAGUUGGGCGAUCACCGGGUGUCCAUGCAGUAUACACGCAACACACGCAUCUCGGACUGGACUUGUGUCAAGUGUGGUGCCACCAAUUUUAAGCGGCGCUACCAGUGCUUCAUGUGCAACGUCUCCCGCGAGGAAAGCGAGAAUGUGCUGUCUGGAGCUGGAGAAGGAAUCGAUGAAGUCACCCGAAUCCUCACAAAAAAGAUUAUGUUGCGCAAUCUGGAUGCCCUGACCAACGAGGAGGGCGUGCUGACUGCCCUGCAGCAGCUGCUGCCCAAGCUGGCCAAAUCUGUCAGCAAAGUGCUGAUCAGCCGUGAUACCCUAACGCAGGCAUCGCGAGGCAUCUGCUAUCUGCACUUCGACACGCUCGUUGACUCAAUGGAGUUGCACAACGCCUUGACCGCGCUGGAUCCACCUCUGACCCUAGAUGACCGUGAAGUUGCCAUUAGCUACUGCGUCGACGUUGAUGAUCGGCCGAAAUUACCAAAGGAAUCGCCAGCUGCCACCUCCACGAGUUCGGCCAGCGGAGGAAUUCCAAGCGGCUCAAUAGCAGCUGUGGCACCCUCAGGAGCUGGUGGAAGCUAUACGCUGGCCGACGUUCCCCGGCUCGCGGAGUACAGUGCCUCGUUGUAUGCCUCCAAUCCGGCGGAGCAGGCGCACUAUGUUCAGUACUACACGGACUACUACACGGCAGAGAUAGCCAAGAGCGGUAACUCAGACCCUCAGCUGACGGAAGCCAAUUCCGGGGCUGCCGUGGCUCUCUCGGCCAUCCAACGGAAGCAAAAGAAGAUGAGCAACAUUGAGACGACGGCCACAGCGGCCGCUAUAGCUGCUGCCCAGGCAGCUGCCGAGAUAAAAGCCACAUUUGCCUCCCAGAAUGUGAUCGCCCCAAGAGGAAACGAUGGGAAGACUUAUCCCGCUCCCGAUGUGUCCCGCUAUCAGUACGAUGAGAGCUCUGGGUACUACUUCGACCCGAGCACGGGUCUCUAUUACGACGCCCACUCGCAGUACUACUACAACAACGAAACGGGAGCCUACCUGUACUGGGAUCAGCGACGCAGCACCUACAUUCUGGCGACUCCAGCCUCCACGCAGGCGGCACUGCAGGAGGUGCUGGCAGAGGCCGAGCAGAAGGAUGACGAUUCCAAGAAGGAGAAGGAAAAAGACAAGGAGAAGGACGGAAACAACAAGCACGACAAGGUCAAGGUGGCCAAGAAGAUCGUCAAAGACAUGGAGAAGUGGGCCAAGCAGCUCAACCAGAAGAAGGACUACACCGUGGUGGCCACACCUCAUCCCAUCUUGACAGGAAGCGAGAUGUCGGGGCCCAGCACCUCGCGUUCCACUCCAGGCUCGUAUGCAGACGUGGGCUUCUCCAUACUGGAGAAGAAGGAGCGAGCUAAGCUGGCUGACUUUAUGCCGCCAGCGGCUCCACUGGGGGUGAAUAAGCUGUUCAAAGCCUAUGGCGGUGGCUCCGAGUCGGAUGAAGAGACUGCGGGGCCUUCAGCGGCGGCUGUUGGUGGAUCCAGUGCCGUUGCUGAUGAAAUGGACUUUGUGGACUUCCAGAAGCUGACAUGUUUGCUAUGUAAACGUGCCUUUCAAUCCCUCGAAAUCCUGCAGAAGCAUUUGAAAAUGUCGAAUUUGCACAAAGAGAAUUUGGCCAAGCUCAAUCAAGGUUCAGGAGCGUCUGCUGACGCCGACCCCGAUCCCGAUAGCGACGCCGGCUUAUCCUAUCGGGACCGUGCCAAGGAGAGGAGACUGAAGUACGGUGAAAGCGAUCCCCCGCCGCCAAAUCGCAGCCGGGAGCGCUUCGAGCAGGAGAUAAAGACAUUGCAGACACGUCAGAAGAACAACGCCAGCGCGGCUGCAGCACUGCCCAUCAGCUCGAACAAUGUGGGCAAUCGCUUGAUGCAGAAGAUGGGCUGGACGGAGGGCCAGGGUCUGGGCAGGAAGAAUCAGGGGCGCACACAGAUCAUUGAGGCUGAGGGUCGCACCAACAAUGUGGGCCUGGGAAACAAGGCUGGCAAUAUGCCACCUGGAAACGAUUACAAAUCUUAUAUUAAGAAGAUGAUGAAGCAGCGAUAUGAAAACGCUUGAAGAUUAUUUUUUUUUUUAUGAUUCCGUUUGAAUUUUGAAGUAUUCGGGCCAUACCUCAACUGUGCAUCCUCACCUGAUUGUGCUCGUUUAGAAUUAUUUAAAUGUAAAGAAUUCUACAAUAGAUAAGCACAAUAUAUCAUCAAUAAAGCAUUUCAUUCGACUUUUA
Drosophila obscura is the source of this 3261-nucleotide messenger RNA. RefSeq names its product RNA-binding protein 5-like. Gene Ontology annotation, cellular component: nucleus. Gene Ontology annotation, biological process: mRNA splicing, via spliceosome. NCBI's taxonomy places the organism in Eukaryota, Metazoa, Arthropoda, Insecta, Diptera, Drosophilidae. Gene Ontology annotation, molecular function: RNA binding. Bases 153 to 3095 code for a protein of 980 amino acids. The record is from RefSeq and is a predicted model, not a curated record. The transcript has 13 exons.